AUGUCUCGAGCUGGACUGUGGGCGAAAGUGAUCGGAGGUGGUAUCCUCAUCUCGGUCGGUGGCCCAGCCUUUGUGCAAUAUCUCCGCCCUUCGGACGAGGAGCUUGUCAAGCGUUACAACCCGGAAUUGCAGAAGCGCAGUGCGGAGCAGGGCGAUCGCAAGGCGCAGGAGUUCGACGAUUAUGUUCAGAAGCUGAAGGUGUGGUCCAAAUCGGACAAGUCCAUUUGGUACGCCGCGCAAGAAGAGCGGGACCGGGAGCAGGCGCGGAUCGAGGCGCAGCGCGCUCGGGCGAAGGAGGAGUCGAGGAUACAACGCGAGGAGAUGCGCAAGGAGCUGUUGGGUGAGAAAUGA
Penicillium canariense is the source of this 351-nucleotide messenger RNA. RefSeq lists its product as uncharacterized. Gene Ontology annotation, biological process: mitochondrial respiratory chain complex III assembly. Gene Ontology annotation, cellular component: mitochondrial membrane. The record is from RefSeq and is a predicted model, not a curated record. NCBI's taxonomy places the organism in Eukaryota, Fungi, Ascomycota, Eurotiomycetes, Eurotiales, Aspergillaceae. The transcript is spliced from 3 exons. The coding region runs from base 1 to 351 and encodes 116 amino acids.